Drosophila guanche is the source of this 1126-nucleotide messenger RNA. Its product is annotated as vesicular integral-membrane protein VIP36. Lineage: Eukaryota; Metazoa; Arthropoda; Insecta; Diptera; Drosophilidae. The record is from RefSeq and is a predicted model, not a curated record. Gene Ontology annotation, biological process: endoplasmic reticulum to Golgi vesicle-mediated transport; endoplasmic reticulum organization; Golgi organization. The coding region runs from base 60 to 1034 and encodes 324 amino acids. Gene Ontology annotation, molecular function: D-mannose binding. Gene Ontology annotation, cellular component: COPII-coated ER to Golgi transport vesicle; Golgi membrane; endoplasmic reticulum-Golgi intermediate compartment. The transcript has 5 exons.
AUUGUAAUUUUUCGAAUAAACCCAGAAGGGAAGGAAAUUAGAGGCCCACGAAUGCAGAAAUGACCCAGAUCAUCAACACAAAUUGUCUCCUGACGCUCUUUGUCGUCUUUUUGGCUUCGGAUACAUUUGCAAACGAUGGAGACUACAUGAAGCGGGACCAUAGUCUGGUGCGCCCAUUUCAAGGUGUUGGCGUCAUCCUGCCCCACUGGGACUUCAUGGGCAACACAAUGGUGACCAGCAACUACAUAAGACUGACGCCGGACUUGCAGUCAAAGAGCGGCGCACUUUGGAACUACAAUCCCGUCAUGUCUCGCAACUGGGAAAUACAUGUGGGCUUCAAGGUGCACGGCAAAGGCACUGAACUCUUUGGCGAUGGCUUUGCUGUUUGGUAUACAAAGGAUCGAAUGCAAACGGGGCCCGUCUUUGGCAGCAAGGACUACUUCAACGGGUUGGCCAUCAUAUUGGACACCUACAGCAAUCACAACGGUCCCCACAAUCACCAACAUCCGUACUUGAGUGCAAUGGUGAAUAAUGGCAGCUGGAGCUACGACCACGAUCGCGAUGGCACUCACACGCAGCUGUCAGGCUGUGAGGUGCGUUUCCGCAAUGUGGAUUUCGAGACACUCAUCAGCAUACGCUACGAGAACGACAUCCUAUCCGUUUCGACGGACUUGGAGAAUCGUAACGAGUGGAAAAGCUGUUUUGUGGUGGCGAACGUGGAGCUGCCCACAGGCUACUACUUGGGCUUGUCGGCCACCACAGGCGACUUGUCCGACAACCACGACAUUCACAGCUUUAAGUUUUAUGACAUCGAUGACAACGUUUCGCAUGACGAAAUUAUGCGACGCACCAAUAUCAUACCAAAUGCAAAAAGCUUCGAGCCACCACGUGAGCACAAAGAUGAUCCCAAGCCGGGCAUGUCGAAUGCCAAAAUAUUCUUCAUACUGCUGUUGGUUGUGGUCGUGGCAGCUCUGGUGGCCAUCUUUGCCAUCUCCUACUUCAAGGAUCGCAAUGCGCGUAAGCGUUUUUAUUGAGGACUGAGAUGCCUCCUCAAAGCUAGUCGUAUCUAUCAUCAAGGCAUCAUGUUACGAGAAUUGUGUCUCACAUCCACGCGAGACUCCAGACU